Molecule: messenger RNA, 3959 nt
Organism: Haliotis rubra (blacklip abalone)
Lineage: Eukaryota; Metazoa; Mollusca; Gastropoda; Lepetellida; Haliotidae
Product: solute carrier organic anion transporter family member 4A1-like
Exons: 11
Coding region: 48-2162 (704 amino acids)
Biological process (GO): sodium-independent organic anion transport; transmembrane transport
Cellular component (GO): membrane
Molecular function (GO): protein binding
Source: RefSeq, a predicted model, not a curated record
UGCACGACGAUCACCAGCGCGGCAGACGACACGCUGAAGAUUAUGCGAUGGCCGACUCAAAACAAAUACCCGCUGAUGGACAUACGGACAUAGAGACAGAUUGUGAAGACGAUGGAGGACCGUGUAAAUGGGGACCGUUUAAGCCUGACUUCUGCCAGAGAUUUAGAAAACCUGGCUGGGUGUUGUUUUGCCUGUGUUGGGUUGGCGGGCUUCAGGGCAUGCUCGUUACCGGUUUUGUCAACGUCAUCAUCACAAGCAUCGAACGGCGCUUUGAAAUCAACAGCACGGAGACGGGUACCAUCGUCAGCAGUUACGACAUAGCGUCUGCGAUCUGCCUCAUUCCCGUCAGCUACUUCGGCGGUCUGGGCAUUAAGCCACGUUAUAUCGGCAUCGGAGUGUUCGCUCUUGGACUCGGGUCGUUCCUGUUUGCACUGCCGCAUUUUACCACCGAUCUGUACAUUGUGGAUAACGCGCAGGACACUAUAUGUAUUCCAGGAGGGAACGCCACCAGCAUCUGUGACGCCACCACUACCUACGGCAGCAUCUCCAACUACAUGUAUGUGUUCGUGCUCGCCCAACUGCUGCAUGGGGCCGGAUCAUCGCCGUUUUACACUCUGGGGGUAACGUACCUGGAUGAAAACCUUCCACUGAGGUCGUCAGCCUUGUAUAUUGGUACAUACUACUCCUGUGUCAUCUUCGGUACUGCUUUGGGAUACCUGGCCGGGGGAGAGCUCCUCAACAUCUGGACGGACGUCGACGCUGUCGACACAUCAAGCCUCUCUAUCACACCCGACAACCCGAAAUGGGUGGGCGCAUGGUGGCUGGGGUUUGUCAUCAGCGGCGUGAUAGCGUUCCUGAUCAGCGUGCCCCUGUCUGGCUUCCCCAGGGCCCUCCCAGGUACCAGCAAGUACCGGCAGGAGAAGGAGUCCGAGGUGUACAGCGGGAAGAAGAAGGCUGAAGCUGCCGUCGCUGAUGCCAACCAGAAACAUGCUGAAGCUCAGUCUGAAAAGCCAUUAGUUAAAGAUAUACUCCACUCAACGAAACUGCUGCUUACAAAUCCAACUUUCAUGUUUCUCAAUCUGGCUGGAGCUUCCGAAGCUAUCAUCGUGGGAGGUUUCUCGACGUUCGCACCCAAGUUCUUGGAGUCCGAGUUUAGCCUGCCUGCAGCCAGAGCUGCUCAGUAUGUAGGUUUGGCCGUUAUACCUGCUGGAGGCGGCGGAACUCUCCUUGGCGGCUACCUUGUGAAACGUUUCAACCUGAAGGUUCGGGGCAUCCUCAAAAUGUGUCUAGUCUCCACGCUGUCUGUCUGUGUCUUGGGACUUGGCUUCCUCACUUACUGUGACAACGUACCCUUCGCAGGCGUCAACGUGCGCUACCAGAACAGCUCCAGUAGCCUGAGAAUAGAGUACCUGGGCAAGCAGCUGGACAACACAUGUAACAGUAACUGUGCGUGUACGGAGGACGACUACCACCCGGUGUGUGGCCGGGACGGACUCAUGUACUUCUCCCCCUGCUAUGCUGGAUGCAAGGUGCUUCAGACCGGAGAUGUCACCCGCUACCACAACUGCUCCUGCAUCAACAGCAACGCUACCGACUACAUGGCCGAGUUCACCAGCUGCGACAGCUCCUGCAUCUGGUUGCCUGUCUUUCUCCCCCUGUUUACCCUGAUGAUGUUCUUUACGUUUAUCGUCAGCAUGCCAUCCCUUACUGCCACACUCAGGGUAGUGUCAGAGAAACACCGAUCCUUCGGCCUGGGAAUCCAGUGGCUGGUCGUCAGGUGCCUAGGUGCUAUCCCUGGCCCUAUCCUGUUCGGGAAGAUGAUUGACCUCUCCUGUCUGCUGUGGCAGAAGCGCUGCGACGGGGACGGCUCCUGCUUCUUCUACGACAACAAGCUGAUGAGCUACUACCUCAUGGCGCUGGGCAUCAGCAUCAAGGGCGUGUCGUCGCUCUUCUUUUUCUUUGCACUUUUGCUAUACAAGAAAUCACCAAACAAGUCCGAGGAGAAUAUUGUUGAGGCGGACUCGAAACUUGACAUUGCAGCAACAGACGCAAGUGCCAAUGGAAUAGACAAUCCAGUGUUUUAUAAUAGUACUGAAAAGAUUUCAGUUGGAACAGAACCUCAGAUUAUUACAAGUGGUACCACGCUGAAAACUAAGUUAUAGCAAUAUGUUAUUCCUUAUAGAGCAGAAACAGACUGUCAUUAAGCUGUCUCAGGUCCUGGAAGCUGCUGAUUUAGACACAGAAAGAAACGGAAGAUCGUGGUUUGCUCGUUGCCCAGGAACUGGGCUCUGUACCGGAAGAUUGCAUUAAGUCUGAUAUGGUGAACCAAGCAUUACCUCUACUCACUAAUUUCUUCUUGUGUUAAACUCACACACACAAAACCACAAUAGUAUUGCUUUGGCCAAACAGACCAUGUAGGUUUUGAAUAGACGGAUAAAAGUUACCAAGGCCUAAUACAGUUAACAACACUGCAAUGCUGAUAUACAUCAUCAGAACAACCAUGAGGCAAGUGGUUGAUUGUGCCUUCACUGCAAUAUGGUGUCUUGAAUAGUAUGGUGCCAUUACUGCAAUAUGGUGUCUUGAAUAGAAUGGUGUCAUUACUGCAAUAUGGAGUCAUGGAUAGUAUGGUCCCUUUACUGCAAUGUUAUGGAUAGAAUGGUGCCUUCACUGCAAUAUGGUGUCAUGGAUGGUAUGGUGCCAUAACUGCAACAUGACUCCCUGAAUAGAAUGCUGCCUUUACUGCGACAUGCUUUGAAUUACACUGUGCCAUACUUUAACUUGAUGCCUUGAACUGUUUGGUGGCAUAAAGGUUAUCUGUUGUAUACGGUAAGACCAAAGUGACCAAUGUGUGAACUUCAGGUGUCUCGCCUGCGUUAACAAUAUUUAAUGUGUAAAGCUUGAACACGAACUUCAUGCAUAUUGGAUAUGAUGUUCAGUACUGUCAUGUCAUGUAACAACAUGGAAUGUGCCUGGAAUGUGCCUUCUAACAUACUGAGAUCAUACGACUGCAGGGGCUCCGUGGUGACGGUCCGAUCAUGCAUAAUAGUAGGAGCGUGCACUCGGUGAUACCGCCUAUACUCGCUAAUGCUGAAUAGAUGUAUAUGGCAGCUUAGUUCGCUGAUCAUAGUUCGGAUCCUAAAUUUACUGUGUAUAUGUGUCUGAGAGCAACCUACACCACCUGUGGGUUUUAUACUAUACGAUUAACCUCCGCGGUCACUCCAUCCUUAACAGGCUGUGGAAUAUUUGAAAUUCAGAUAAAAGCGAUAUUGAGAGGAAAUAACGCUAAAUGAUACUACACUGCUGGAGAUGAAGAAAUCCAUUGUUUCAGUAUCCCCAUGUCGAUACUCCAUGUUUUGCUUAAUGGGAAAGUGCAUCUAUUUUGAUGAGACGGUGGGGUAGCCUAGUGGUUAAAGCGUUGUCUCGUCUCGCCGACGACACGGGCUCGAUUCCCCACAUGGGUAAAAUGUGUAAAGCAUCACUAGAAGAUAUUGCGGGGAUAUUGCUAAAAGCGACGUAAAACCACACUCACGUGGGUAGGCAAUAUCACCUCUCAUUAUAUCCCACAACACCCAAGAAUUUCCAGGAAACUAUUACCAAAAGACAAAUUAAAUAUUCAACACAGACACAUAUCGAAGAAAUAUGAACACGUUCGUACAUUUAACAGAAGUGUUACACAUAGACUAUGGCCGCAAAGGAAUCAGAAAUUCGUUUUGCCAGUUUCCAAGUAGUCAAAGAAAUAUGAAGGCUAGUGCACAUGUGAUUACUGAUAUCGUGAACGCUGCUGACAAAUGGCGACGUCUGUGACGUCCUUAAUUGUAUUGGUUUUUUUACAUGAAUUCAAAUGGCAUUAAGUCUGCUCGUGUUGUUUUCUUAUAAAUAUUUUACAGAGUUAUAUUCAUGUACAGUUAUAUAUAUAUUUCUUUGAACUGAAUGGUUUUGAAUAAAAUAUUUGAUCUGAG